UAUUGAAGACACCAGUCUGCCUUGACGCGUUUCAGCCGGAGUUGGGCUCAUUUGGAAAACUUCGGCGCUGCACUCGCGCACAUUUUAGCUGUCAUGGUCUCUCGUGCGUGUCUUGUAGGACUACAAAUAUUCUAAGAGCUACAUAAGCAAUUGUAGCCUUUUUUGAGGACUUUUUUUUGGGUUUAUUCUAGUAACUUGCAGUGGAAACCCUCCCUGGAUUUGUUAGCAACUAACUUUUUUCACCCUUUAUUUUUUUCAAUCUCCAACCGGCCGAUUCCGAUUCUGGUGCCAAAACGCGGACUGUUAGACGGAAGACAAAAAUGCUACCGAUUACUUUCGAUGCCACAAAGUGAAAACGCGAAGGUGUUUGUUUAUUUUUCCAACCAGUUGAGUAACUGGCGACAGGACUCCAUAAUCAAUGUGGUGUCAGCUGGAAGGACGCGGGGUCCGGAUCUCACCUAAACGCUGAAACGUCUUGGGAGUGAUGCACUGGCUUCCCUUGGUUACCAUGGUGAUUGCCUCGGCCCUGCCCUUUCCUCACAACCCUGUGUCCAGGAUUGCUACUGUGACAGUGCAGACUGGGUCUGACAGCAGCAGCAGCAGCAGCAGCAGAGAGCAGCAUCUCCACCCAGACGCCCAGCUCGCCGCUCCGCCGGUGGACUACAACCCCGCAGGCAAUGCCUCGCAAACGGACUACAGCCAGCACGACAGCCAACAAAGCCUCCACAGCAGCGAAGACUUCCUUUAUGGAGACUCCUCCACGUUCAAAGGGGAAGCACCGUAUGGAUCGCAGAGCAUUCCAGGCAGCGAUGACACAAGAACAAUCAGUCUGGAUGCUCCUACAACAGGAGCAGCGCUCGGGAGCCAGGAUACGUCAGAGGAUCGUUCUCUAACAAGGGACUCUGGGUCUGUCAGCAGCAGCAGACACGAUUUCUCCAUUUCUCAGGACUUUUCUAACAGCUACGAUCUUAAGGACACUACAGUUACACCGUUGGAGGUUUCCACAGUGAAAAUGCACGACGUUGUCAGUCCUGCUACCACACUAGAAGGUCAAAAAGGACCAGAAACAACCGCUCCGUUGAAAAAGAUGAGAUCAGCAUCAAGGGGUGGGAGGACCAGGACAGGUUCAGCCGGCGAGACCUCGCCUUUGGAGGCGGGGCUGGACAACUUUCUGGAUGGAGACGAGAUGUUCCUGUAUGCACACCCACGGGUUCUGUUCUCACCCUCUGCAUUACCCCCAGAAGACCCCCCCCUUCUGCUGAUGCUGGAGAACGACCUGAUGAAGGACGGCGGGGAUGUGGAGGAGCAGGAGGACAUGGACGCACACAUAGAGGGUCACGGCGACCGUGCCAUUGAGAGGAGCGCCUCUCCGAAUCUGACCGAUGGCUCCAGGGAUUCAGUCCGGGCGGUCAGACGGGAUAAACGUUCAGAAGGUAUUACGCGGCAGACUUUGGAGACGUCGGUGUGCCAAUCGGAAAGCGGUUGGAUCACAGAUAAGCGGACUGCCAUCGACCAGAAGGGAGACAACGUCACCAUCUUACAAGAAGUUCAGACGCAAGCUGGGCCUAUCAAACAGUACUUCUUUGAGACGCGCUGCAGCCAGGGGGAGCGUCAGGGCGGGGCUGCGGCGGGGAAGAGCGCGGCGAGCAGCACAGCCAGAAGAGGAUGCUUGGGCGUGGAUAAGAGACACUGGAACAGCCAGUGCAAGUCCAAGCAGUCCUUUGUCCGCGCUCUCACCCGGGACGACCAAAACAGGACCGGCUGGCGGUGGAUUCGAAUAGACUCGUCCUGCGUGUGCGUGCUGUUGUCCAGGACAAACCAGGCCAGGCAUGUCUGGUCAAAGAAGGGGAGGGGCUAAGGUGGAGGUUUCCUCACAAGUGGCCAUGCUUUUUCCCCCAUCUUGGCUUUCUGCCACUCCCAGAAAACUAUAUAUAUAUAUAUAUAUAUAUAUAUAUAUAUAUAGAUAGAUAGAUAAUUUUUGUAGCGAAGAAAAACAAAAAACAAGACGACCUCAAUACGAAAUCUUAGGGAAAUGUGUUUUAUAGGUGAGAUUUUAAGUCCAGAUGUUUUUGUAUGAUUUCUUUCAUAACUUAUUUUUGGAUUAGUAUGUAAGCAUGUGUAUGUCUUUGACAUUAAUAUAUUCCUUUUACAUUUGUGUACAAUACGAAAGCAGUAUACCUACAUGUAAGAAGCUAUGUAUAUCCGCAUGUAUUUAUAGAAGACUUCUUCAUGCAGUAGUCGCUCCCCUAAUGAUUACUCCAGCCUCCGAGCUGCUCGGGUUACAAAAGCACGGAGCGCCACCUAUUGAGUCUUCUCUAUACUGCUCCGGACCCUUGUGAAUAAAAGAUGGAGAAUGUUUUUUAACAAACCGCAGACAGAGCAGGAUUCUUCUCCAUCUAUUCAGCUCAGGACUGUAAAUCAUGUGAAGCUACCAUUUGUUCAAACAUGGUAAUAAAGUACCUUUGUAUUCA
This is a messenger RNA of Oryzias latipes (Japanese medaka), 2471 nucleotides long. RefSeq names its product neurotrophin 4 (gene ntf4). Gene Ontology annotation, molecular function: growth factor activity; nerve growth factor receptor binding. The record is from RefSeq and is a predicted model, not a curated record. Gene Ontology annotation, biological process: modulation of chemical synaptic transmission; cell surface receptor protein tyrosine kinase signaling pathway; nerve development. NCBI's taxonomy places the organism in Eukaryota, Metazoa, Chordata, Actinopteri, Beloniformes, Adrianichthyidae. Gene Ontology annotation, cellular component: synaptic vesicle; axon; dendrite.